Molecule: messenger RNA, 5517 nt
Organism: Aspergillus glaucus CBS 516.65
Lineage: Eukaryota; Fungi; Ascomycota; Eurotiomycetes; Eurotiales; Aspergillaceae
Product: chromatin-binding protein RAD9
Exons: 4
Coding region: 1-5517 (1838 amino acids)
Biological process (GO): tRNA-type intron splice site recognition and cleavage; tRNA splicing, via endonucleolytic cleavage and ligation
Cellular component (GO): tRNA-intron endonuclease complex
Molecular function (GO): tRNA-intron lyase activity; nucleic acid binding
Source: RefSeq, a predicted model, not a curated record
AUGGCCUCUCAACCUACUUCAACACCUAGUCCUGCCCCCGAGGUAGCAGAAGCUGCUUCUAAAAACGAGCCGACACAAGAGAAUGUGCGCCCUGCUCCUGCUCGCCGUCCUCGACCUCAAAGGCCGAAUUAUAGACACAUCCAUCGCUUCCUUCUUCCUCUUACCAUCCAUCCGUUGCCUCCUUUGAUUCCGCAUAAUCCUCUCUCCGUUAUCAGUGUCGUCUUGUCAUACUUGACCUACUUGAUUUCCCCGCCGCACCAGGAGCUCUACUCCGCCUAUUUUGACUCGAAUACGUCGUCCGUGCAUGUCACUGAUGAGAAGACAAUCAGAGCGCUAUGGGAGAUGGGCUUCUUCGGCAAGGGCUCGCUGAGUCGCAGUGAGCCCAGUUGGUUGGAGCGGGAAAAGAAGAGAAGGGGUCAGUUCGGUGGGAAGACUAGUGAGGAUGUCACACGGGAGAGGAGAACGGAACGGCGCGAGUUGAAGCUCGAGAGAGCGCGCAUGGAGAAGCUUGCCAUUGAGCAGCGACUUCAGGCAGAGGCUGCCGCCAAUGAAAACGGUACUGCGUCACCUGACAUGGAUGCAGACAGUACCAGUAAUGGGACUGCUACUGCCGCGGAAAAGUUCUCUCUUCGAAAGGCUCGUGAAGCGAGGAUGCUCGGAUCGCAGCAGUCGGGGGAGCAGACUCCGGUGACUGAUUCCGGGAAUGCAUCGCCUGGAAGGAAAGUUACAACUCCCGGUAAAACGGAAUCUCUGCUGAAAAAUGAAGAACACCUCCAGCUGUCCAACGAAGAGGCCCUCUUCCUUGCCUAUGGACUUGGCGCCCUACAGGUCUAUGACAAUGACCGAAGCUCUAUAAUCCCCACAUCUUCCCUACUCACAUUAUUCCGCCAACACUCAUACUUCCCUCCUCGGAGUCCUGCCGCAAACCUGGACCCAGACGACCCUUUCAUAGUGUCCUACGUGGUGUACCACCAUUACCGAUCUCUUGGAUGGAUUGUUCGCUCCGGCGUGAAGUUCGGAGUGGAAUAUCUCCUUUACAACCGCGGACCGGUGUUCUCGCAUGCUGAGUUCGCCCUCGUGGUUAUCCCGUCGUACGACCACCCCUACUGGUCUGAGACUGAAGAGCGCAGGAUGCAUGCCGAAGAAAAACAGGCGCGCAGCUGGUGGUGGCUUCACUGCGUUAACCGCGUACAGGCGCAGGUGCGGAAGAGCCUUGUGAUCUGCUACGUGGAAGUGCCACCUCCGGAUGAUGCUCAGGCACUGGAGAAUGAUAUCGGGGCCUUGCUUGGUCGCUAUAAGACUCAAGAAAGUAUUGAUAUCGUGAAGCUGAAACGCGUCGCGCUGGGACAAUCCCAGCCGGUCUUGUCGCAUAUUCAAAAUCUUCCGCAGGACCCAACGCUGAAAGAAAACGUCCCGGAAGCCCAGGCUGGUUCGCAGGAGGUCCGCCGGGCAUCGCCUCGCAGUCCUUUGCACGAGCAGAAUGCUACGAAUGGCACAACUACGACUCCAAUAAACGCAAGCAGGCCGAAUAAUCGAUUACUGCAACGGGUGAGCGGGAAGAUGGGAUCCGCGGAGACGCCAUCAGACACCCAAGUAGUGUCGCAGUCGGUAUUCGACCAUAUCAUCCAGCAGAACAACGACGAUAAUACCUUGAAGACACUGCAUGAAGGAGACCCUGGUCACAUUGAUUUGCUCGCGGGAUUCGAUCAUACACAGUUGGAUACCAGCAACACCAACACCAACAACACUGAGGACAAUGAGAAUGAGGACCAGGGAGACGCAGACCCGUCUUCCCCGUUGGAGUACCAGCCAAACCUCUUCCCUGAGUCUCAGCGGUUCAUCGCCAAGACCCCAGCUAUGGUGGUUCAACAGAGACAUUUCGAGGACCGCAGCCAGAAUGAAUCCCCUCUUGUCUCCUUCAAUCCUCUCGCAUCAACCAAGUCGACUAACGGAACCAUGGCGCUGAGCCAGAUGUUCGAGUCCACGCAAGUUCCAUCGUCUCCAAUAGUCAAUCGUCUACACUCAGAUCAGAUGUCCGAACGACCAUCGCCGAACUUGCCGAUCCAACACCAUUCACUUGCUGCGGGUACGGCACUGUCUUCCCCGACCAUGAAGUUAGCGGCCACAUUUCCUCAGCAUCCGUCGGAGUCAAACAUGAACUAUAUCACUAUGAAGGAGUCGCAAGCAGAACGAGAGAAGAGGAUUCAGGCUGAGAGGAUGACGCGGUCGGCUGAGCAUAUCUACUCGGAGGACCAGAGUGAUGAUGACGAGUUCAACAAAGAACCCAGCUUUGUUGAGAGGAUGAAGCGACGGAAGAUGAUUGACGAAUUGGCGAAUGCGCAAUUUGCUGGCUUCGCUGCUUCAGCACGGCUCGCGUCAAGUCGAUCGAGUCGAUCAAGCAAACGAGGCGGCAAGUCAAAGUCGCCCGAAGAGCAAGAGUCACGGGGCCAGACCGAUGGUCCAGACGAACGGCAGGAGCCUAUCGUACUUUCCCAAAAUGGCUCUAUCAGUGAAGAGGAAACAGAACAAGAGGACGAUGACGACGUAUACUUGCCCAUGCCCCGAUCGCAGGAGCUCAACAUUUCAACAGAGGAAGACAAGGAGAACCACAAUGGUGUGCCUGCAUCGCCUCUCGCUGCGGCGACUAGUGCACACGAUCGACUUUCACAAGCCCUUGCUCUGCAGGCUAGUCCGUCUCCGAAUAGCAAGAUGGCUACCGAAAAGCCAAUUUUCAACCGCCACAGCCCUAACCUGGAUGAACAGGACGGAGUGGGACGGUCUUCACAGAUUUAUAUCGUGAGGGACUCGCAGCAAUCCCCGACGCGCGGAAGCCAAGCGAACAAACAGAGGCAGCCAGACAACUCACAAAUCACACUUUCACAACAGCAAGUAGCUCGUUCGGACGUGGACAAGCAAUCACCUCCACCCCCUCCUGUGUCUCAACGAAACUUAUCUCCUUCUCUUCCCAACGAUCGUACUUCAGCGCGUACUCGUUCACCGUCCGCGAGCUUGGUCGAAUCUUCUAGCCAACUACCCAAAAUACCAGCAGCUACCGAUCCCAUCCGGACACAGUCUAGCAAUCCAGCUAGCCAGCCAGCUGUGGUACGUGGCGAAAAUGCUUCCAAUCAAGAGAAGUCAUCUUCAAUGCCCUCUCGUAUUGUCGAAACACCGGUGCACCAACAAUCAAGGAGCUUUGCGGAUGUGGUCCCGGGCACCACAGUUCCGGAAACUAGCCCGCACCGUCUACAAAACCAGGAAUUGGACAGUGACAUAAAUGGGGAUGCUGCAGCUCAAGAAGACGAUGAUUUGCCUCCUGUCUACCCUUCCGGCCAUGACCGUGCCAGCCAGUCGCGGCCACUUGCGCCACCAAGCUCGUCGGCGGUGACAAAAGCUUUCAACUCCAAGAUCCUUUCCAGCCCUAGCGGCAGACAGCGCAGGGCCCUGACGGAAAUUGCCUCAGAAGCGUCCCCGGGAGGACCUGCUAAUUUCGAUAUCGAAUUUGGCAUCUUGACUGCAGACGAUAGAGAGUUCAGAUCCAUGGUCGCGAUGUCUCCCAACCCGCCGAAGAAGAAGAGGCGCGGGAAUGAAAGUCAGAAUUUUUAUGCUUCCGACCCUGUACUUCCCGUUACACCUCGUCCGACUACUCCUCGCUUCGCUCCGUUCCAAGAGCAGGAACCGAUUCCGGAGGAGCCCCAGCCGGAAAUGCCACAGGAGGCGCCGGAGACAGCCAUUCGGAAACGGUCUAAGCCCUCCAACCGAGCUGAUACAGUAUGGGACGUGGAUGCUUCGCCGGAAUAUCAUGUGUCUCGUACGGGAAGAAGAUCUCUCUUCCGAUCUCGGCUACAGCAGCCUGUCCAAGAUCAGGAAUCCGAAGCGAAUACGCCUGAGCCUCCGAAGGAAACGACCGAAGCUCCUGUUAGCGUCAAUGAUGAGAUGGAUGUCAUUUCCACUCCUGCCGGAAACCCUGAUCAUCCCUCAGAAACGCCUACGGUCCAGGAUACUACGGUACAAAAAGAGCCUACUCCUGUUAGGCCAUCCCCGCCGGGAGGUCCUCAAAUUGCCCACAACCAGGUUCUUGCCCCUUGGAGUGGCCCGAAACGGGCAUACUAUCCUGCAACAUGCUUGGGUACACCAUUUGGCACUUCAGCAUCAAAGUAUCUGGUCAAGUUUGAAGACAGUCUUCCGGUUGAGGUGCCAACCACUACGGUCAAGAGACUCGAACUGCGAGUUGGUGAUGCGGUCAAGGUAGAAAUACCCAAAUUUCCGAAGAUUCCUCAUGUCAUUCGAGGUUUCGACGAUCGAGUGAGUGAGGAAGACUUCAGCAAUACCAUUAACAGUGGCUUCAUUCCUAUGACUGACGUGUAUGGUAACUUGUCUGUCAUUCUGGAACCAAAAGCGCGCAAGAGUAUCUCGAAUGAGGCCCUUCCACAGACGGAGAACGUCAAAGUCCCCAUAUCGCGGAUCUAUCUGGAUACCAUCUUAUGGAACCAGCUUAAAGAUCGGUCGUUCAGCCAUUAUGCAAACGCGAAGACGUUGGAAGAAAGGCCCCAAACACCAGCUUUAGCCGGCGUACUCGCCACACCAACACCUCCAAGCAGCCGACUUUCUCGCACUAUGCGGUACAUGGGUGGUAUCUUUGCUGGAAUGGUGUUUGCAGUCUCCUACGUUGACGACGAUGCGGGCAAGUCUCGCGUGUCCCGAUUGAUAAUGGAACACGGCGGGUGUAUUAUAGAUGGUUUCAACGAAUUAUUCGAGUUUCCAUCGAACGUCCCUCUUGCAACCCCGACAACACAACAAUCUGCCCAUCCAGCGCAAAAUAAGACCAACAUGCGUCUUACCAGAAGCGCUGAAGAUCUCGGAUUCGCCUGCGUAAUUGCUGAUAAGCACUCUCGCCGCGAAAAAUACAUGCAAGCCCUAGCCCUCAACCUACCAUGUCUGUCUGGCCGCUGGGUUGAAGACUGCAUUGCGCAGAACCGAAUCCUGGAUUGGGAAAUGUACCUUCUCCCCGCGGGGGACUCGACGUAUCUCAACGGCGCUGCUAAAUCGCGAAUGCUGACGUCCACUCUUGCCGUCAACGCACGCUUCGCUCAUACCAUCGCAGCUCGACCAAAGCUACUGGACGGACAGUCUGUGCUUAUCGUCAUGGGCCGCGGGAAGGAAGAAGAGAAGAGCAGGGCAUACAUCUUCCUCACAUAUGCCCUUGGCGCCUCAAGAGUGGAACGCGUGUAUGAUCUCAAGUCCGCAAAGACAUUCCUAGACCAAGAGUCUGAGGCCGGCCAUGACAGUUCCUGGGGUUGGGUAUACGUGCACUUCCAUGACCAGGAAACCGUCAGAACGGAGUUCCUGCAAUCCACCGAUAUGGAAUCGAACUCAGAACGGGGCACGAAAAGACGCAAGAUGUCUCAUUUCAUGGGAUGCAUCAGUGGUCAGGAACUCGGGUUGAGUUCUAAGAUUACUAUUGUGGGUAAUGAUUUUGUUUGUCAGAGUUUGAUUUUGGGGAGGCUGUUUGAGGCGUAG